ACCUAUUGCGCAUCCCUGCAUAUUUCUCAAGAAAUUCGCUAAAAUUGAAACUGCGUUGAAGAAGUUUGCUAAUUGUUGCUUGUAUCUUUAGUGGGGGAUCCCCUUUAGUGUGACGUUAAUAAUAAAUCGAAAAGAAAGUUCCGUUUUUAUAGAAAGGAAAAAUCUACAUAAAAGGAAUACCUUUUUAAUGUGAUAAUUUUUUGUUUUAAAUCAAAGAAAACUAAGAAAUAAAAGCAAGAUCAUGUCCGGCAAUGAGCAAAAGCCGAUGAUGGUUAAAGAAUCUGCAGAAUUUAUCUCACAAAAUGCAAAACAUGUUUCCAUAAGUGACAUUGGAGUAGAAAAAGCUGCAGAAUCUAUUCUGAAAGGAUUCAAGGAAGAAAAGUUUUCUUUAAAAAGCUGGAAACUAAAUGAACUAAAUCCUCAAGACGCUAAUCACCCCUCUACUAUAGAUUGGAUAUUCUUUGCUGAUACUCUGAAUUUUUCCUUCUGGUCUAAAAAUGAACAAUGUAAACUUACCUUUCAUGGAAAAACUUACACUGGUUACUGGUUCUUAUGUGCUGCCAUGAAUAGAGCUAUUGAGGAGGGUUUUGAUAUUCUGUCUCCAAAGUUUUAUUCUGUAGUGUCUAUGGAUACUCUGAAACAUAUCUUUAGAUCGGAUUCAGGAAAAGAAAUACCCAUGCUAGAAGAAAGGCACAAAGUUCUAAUAGAAACAGGCAGAUGUUUAAUUGAAAAAUUCGGUGGCUCUUUCAAAAACUGCGUUGAAUUAUGCAAAAAUAAUGCUAUGAAUCUUUUAAACUUAAUAAUAGAAAACUUUCCAUCAUACAAAGACGAAGCAUUGUAUGAAGGUAAAUUAGUUUCUUUUUACAAGAGAGCACAGAUUUUGAUAGGAGAUAUUUGGGCUUGUUUUGAAGGACAAGGAUUAGGAUAUUUUGAAGAUAUACAUAAUCUGGCUAUAUUUGCUGAUUACAGAAUUCCUCAAGUCUUGGCCCAUAUGAAAGUUUUAAUUUAUUCUGAAGAUCUCUAUCAGAAACUAGAGAAAGGAAUAGAAAUGAAAAAUGGAGAUAGUGAGGAAGUUGAAAUCAGAGGCUGCACUAUUUGGGCUGUUGAGCUUAUCCUUCAGAGAAUAAAAAAGUUGGAAGUUGAAGGAAAAGAUAUUCUCUUCAAUUCUAUAUUGAUUGAUCACUACUUGUGGGAACACAGACGGAAACAUGCUGAAGAAAUGAGUUCAACUCCAUUUCACAGAGUUCGAUGCAUCUAUUACUGACUGUAUUAUAAUUAAAGAUUGUACCAAAAAUUUCAGUUGAUGAGCACACAUAUAUUUUGAAUCACGUAAUGAAAAAAUUAUUAUUCUC
Parasteatoda tepidariorum (common house spider) is the source of this 1352-nucleotide messenger RNA. RefSeq names its product queuosine 5'-phosphate N-glycosylase/hydrolase. NCBI's taxonomy places the organism in Eukaryota, Metazoa, Arthropoda, Arachnida, Araneae, Theridiidae. The record is from RefSeq and is a predicted model, not a curated record.